This is a messenger RNA of Cricetulus griseus (Chinese hamster), 936 nucleotides long. NCBI's taxonomy places the organism in Eukaryota, Metazoa, Chordata, Mammalia, Rodentia, Cricetidae. The record is from RefSeq and is a predicted model, not a curated record.
AUGGCUGAUGAGAAGACCUUCCGAAUCGGCUUCAUCGUGCUGGGCCUCUUCUUGCUCUCCCUCGGCACAUUCCUUAUGAGCCACGAUCAACCCCAGGUCUAUGGCACUUUCUACGCUAUGGGCAGCAUCAUGGUGAUUGGGGGUGUCAUCUGGAGCAUGUGCCAAUGCUAUCCUAAGAUCACCUUUGUGCCGGCAGACACAGACUUUCAAGGCAUCUUGUCCCCAAAGGCCCUGAGCCUGCUGGAGAGCAGCCUUUCAGAGGUGAAGGGACCCAGUCCCCAACCCCCUUAUGUCAGGCUGUGGGAAGAAGCCGCCUACGAUCAGAGCCUUCCAGACUUCACACACAUCCAAAUGAAGGUCUUGGGCUAUAGUGAGGAUCCCAGGCCCUUGCUGGCCCCGGAGCCGAAGACAGGAGUCAGCAGUGGUGGGGAAGGCGAGCCUCACACUGCUCAGGCCUGGAUGGAAGCUGCAGUAGUUGUCCAUAGGGGUUUGGAUGAGAAGGAGGGAGAAAGACCCGGUACUCAGAGCAGCCCUCCAGCGUGUUCCCAAGGUUCUGCACCCCUGGCGUCAUUCCAAGACGACCUGGACAUGGGCUCCAGUGAAGGCAGCAGCCCUCACCCAUCCCCACCCAACAGAGAGGAGCCACACCCACAGGUGCCCUGGGCCAGCAUGGGUCCACUGGAUCGCUUCAGUGACUUUGCUCUUAUUGAUGACACCCCAACAUCAGAGGACAUGGUCCUGGAGGGGCAGGUGCAGAAGGCAGCUCUGCCCAGCAAGCAGCAGUGGUCCCUGAGGAUGAAGGAGAAGGAGACUACCCAGGCAAGUGCAGAGGAACCUGAGCAGGAGGAGGAAGACCUAUACUAUGGGCUACCAGACAGCCCCGGGGACCCCCUCCCUGACAAAGAGUUGGGCUUCGAGCCUGAUGUCCAGGGCUGA